Pleuronectes platessa (European plaice) is the source of this 2661-nucleotide messenger RNA. It is a transcript of the gene pdcd2l, whose product is annotated as programmed cell death 2-like. Gene Ontology annotation, cellular component: cytoplasm. The record is from RefSeq and is a predicted model, not a curated record. NCBI's taxonomy places the organism in Eukaryota, Metazoa, Chordata, Actinopteri, Pleuronectiformes, Pleuronectidae.
AGUUACUUCCGGUAGGAACUUUUCUCUGUCGCCCUGUCAAACUUUUAAUAACAGAAGAUAUGAGUAUUAUUUUAUUGGGUCAUUACGUUUAUAUGAAGUAGUUUAAUGAAUUAAAACGUUUUGUAUAAAUAUUAUAAACCAGAUUUUGUUUAUCUCUACAAACGGACCCGGUCCUGUUUUGGUGUCGGACUCGGAGCUGACACUCGUGUGUUCGAUGCUGGUUCGAUGGCCUCCUCGGCUCCGGACGUGACCCUGGUGGGAGUGUGUGACGCGGAGCUGGACCCGGACAGACACCGGUCCUCGUACCUCACCAACAAGGUGGGGGGGCAGCCGGACUGGUUACCGGGCAUCUCCCCGCUGUGUCCCCGCUGUGCUCGCUGCGGAGCCCCGCUGAGCCAUGUGGUGCAGGUGUACUGCCCCCUGGAGGCCUCCCCCUACCACAGGAGCCUCCACCUGUUCGCCUGCCCGGGGCCCGCGUGCAGCCGCGGGCCGCAGGGCUGGAGGGUGCUCCGCUCCCAGGGUCUGGAGAACCAGGGGCAGCAGCGGGCCCCCAGCCGGCCCGCCCCGGCACAGGAGGCUCCUCUGGCGGCCACUGACUGGUGUGACACCGCUGAUGACUGGGGCCUGGAGGAGGAGGGUUGGGGAGGAGGUGUGGUGAAGAAGCAGGUUCGGGAGGAGGAGGAUGAGAUGAAGGAGGAGGAGGAGGAGGAGGAGGAGGAGGAGGAUGUGAUGAAGGAGCAGGUUCCAGAGGAGGAGGAGAAGGAUGUGAUGAAGGAGCAGGUUCAGGAGGAGGCAGCAGCUCCUGAAGCAGGAAGUCUGAGCAGCAGACUCCAGGACCUCAGCCUGGGAGAAUCACACGAUGACCUCCUCGUCUUCCGCUCGUUCUUCAUCAGCGUGGUGCAGGAGUCGGACCUGUGGGGCGAGGAAGACGAGCUGGAGCACGCUCAGGAGCUGCUGAGGGAGUACGAGGGCAGAGAGGGCGUGACCGUGAGGAAGCUGGAGGGCGAGGGCGGCGGCGAGGAGAAGUACGAGAAGUCCCGAGCCCGACACGGAGACGCCUUCUUCUCCAGGUUCAUGAAGAGGAUCUCGCUCUGUCCUCAGCAGAUCCUACGCUACUGCCGCGGGGGGGGGAUGCUCUUCAUCUCCGAGCCGCCGCCCCACGUGGCCCAGGUGGUGUCGGCGUGCGGCUCCUGUGGAGGAGCCAGGACGUUCGAGCUGCAGCUGAUGCCGGCUCUGGUCAGCCUGCUGCAGAGGACGGACGGGGGGGGCGGGGUGGAGCUGGAGUUCGGGACGGUCCUGGUGUUCACGUGUGUGAACAGCUGCUGGACGGCGGGCUCCCGAUCCGCUGUGGAGGAGUUCUGCUUGGUUCAGACCGACCCGGACCAGCAGCUGUUUAACUGAGCCCACAGCUGGACUGGUCUGAUCGUCACUGCAGGACACUGUGAUGUCACCGGGGGGCGUGGUCACAGGUAUCACAGCCCGCCCAUAUCUGGGAUGUCUGACGUGAAACAGACGUGAAACAUUCAGGCAGAGACAGAAGCAGAAAAACAUGAUAACUGGUUUAUAUUUAAAUAAAAGAACAGAUUUGGUUUCCGACGGAGAAGAGUGAUCGUUUUGUUUCUGGGUCCAUUUUUCCCAGAUGACAGUUUCCAAAAAGGUGUGGGUGAGGUUGUAAAGUGGUACGAUCCCUCCCCCUGACCUCAAGUACCAAGUAACUUUAAAUACAAAUACUCAAGUAAAGUUUCUGAAACUCUUCUUAAACACUGAGCAACUUUAUCUACCUGAAAGCAGCAGCUUGAAUAAAGUGAGUCUGAUGUGUGAGUGUGAACAUGAGAAAGUUUCCUCCUUCUCUCCCUGAGCGUCUGUUCUCUGUGACUCUGCUGAGUGGGUUCCAUCUCCUGAGAGAACAACUGACUGAGAGUCACAGACACAACCAGCUGCAGCUGAACUGAGAUCAGUUAGAAACACUCUGAAGUUAUUAACAACCAGAGUUUAUCUCCAACAUUCAGCAGGAAACUGUUAAAACAUGAAUGUUUGUUAUAGAUUAAGAUGCAUUUAUUAGUCCCAAACACAGUCACACUCAUGCAGGUAGGGAAAUUUAACUUCUGCUUUUGACCCAUCUGGUGCAGGACACACAGAGCAGUGAGCGACCAUGUACAGCGCCCAGGGAGCAGAUGGUGGGGGAGUAAUGUGCCUUGCUCAGGGGCACUAGACAGGGUAGGGAGACUCUUGGAUUUUUGGACAGAUCAAUCCAGGUUCGUGUUUUGUUGUUUAUCCGUGGAGUCGAACCAGAGACCUUCUCUGCCCAUAGUCCAAGUUUCUACCACUAGUCCACAGCCACGCUGCAGCUCUUCAGGUUCAGGAAGCAGAGGAUCAUGGGUAAUAUCCAGUGUUUAGGUGUGUGUGUGUGUGUGUCAGCUCACUAGGUCGCUCAGUCAGAAUCAACACUUCAUGACUCAGACACAGAGACCAACAGAGUUAUUCACCACAUGUGGCUGCAGGGGGCGCUCUCAGCUUCUCUGGAUCUUUCCUGCAGCAGCUAAGCAGCAGAACCUGCUCUGACCUUUGACCUCCCUCUGGUGAAAGGUCGCUGCUCAAUGAACCGACAGUAACAUGAACAAUAAACUGUUGAUUAUUUCUAAUUAAAAGAAAAACACAGAA